CGCGCGAAGGAAUUUGUAAUAUCUCUUCCUUCGUAAUGCGCAGGGAAAUCAAGGGAAUCGAGAUUCUUUCGCCGGCAUAAUUCACGCGUGCCGUCGACGCGCGUCAAUUUCGGUAAAUUGAUGUCUGAUUGCUGAGACUUAACGACGGAGGCAUGUAACAGUAUGGCGGGAUUUAUUUAACGAGUUUCCAUCCAUGACCUCCUACGACCUAACAACGAUGACUGAGGUCCACCCCGCUGUCAUAUCGGAAGGGGACUUGAUCCAGAUACAAUUUAAUUCGUCAACAAUUUGGCAGACGCAUGAAAAAAUUGUAAAUAUCUUCUCAAUGCCCUUCAAUAUUCACCAUUACAUAACAAGUAUCCAAAAAGAAUCUUGUUAUUUAUGCCAACGUACUGAGCUUCACACAUUACUUCGAAGACGACUUUGCGCACGACAUAUCAGCAAUCACGCAUUAAGUCUACAUAUCGACAUGUAUUAUAUGUUUGAGGAAGAACUACCUUCAGUCGAUAAAUACUUCAACCCAAAUGUAUGUUACAUUUGCAAGACAGAAUCACAAGGAGAUUUGCGUAGCUUUGCGAAACGUUUUAAAGAGUCACCCACAAUUUUGGCACACAUAUGGACUAACCUUGGAGAAAUGGGUACGGACGAGAAAACAGUUUAUGUGUUUGGUAAAGCUAGAGUUGCAACGUGAUCUAAAACCACAUGAAGUGCAAAUAAUUACAUUAGCAAAAUCAUGCGCUAUUUGUUAUCGACAGGAUAAUCUCCUCUCUUGUCCGCAAUGCUAUUCCAUUAACUAUUGCAAGGAUCAUGAAAAGCUAUUAGGAAACCGUCAUAAAUUCAAUUGCAAUAUUUUGUCAGAAUAUUACAGGGUAGAUACACAUCUAUCUUCAUAUAUAACUUUGGAAUCAUUUACAUCACUAACUCACGUACUACUCGAAGAUUUUCCCCCAAGCAAUUUUCCUCGUGACAUGGAUACAUUUAUUGAAAAAUAUAUGUAUGCAAACCACGUGGUCGACUUCCCCAAGUUCAACUUGAGCGAGGGCUAUUAUUUUUCUGAUUAUUUAUCAGGACCGUUCACCUUAUAUAAUGGGAUACGAAAAAUAACUGGAUUAGAUUUCCAUACACCAGACUUGCAUAUUGUUAUUCAUGUAAUAGAUGUAAACUUUGUUGAUAGAUAUCACCUAUUAAUUUGGCAAGUACUUAGACAUAUUUUACGUAACAUAAAGGAAUUGAAAAUUAUUCUGAUAGGCUCAGAAUUAUCCACCGAAAGUCUCAAGUUUCAUCCUACAAAAUACUCCCAACAACGUCUCAACUUCGAAACUCAUCGUAUGUUAUAUCACAAUUAUGUAGACAGCGAGUAUUAUAAGCGACCAGAUAUAAUUGUAGGAUUUCAAGUUGAUUUGAGUAAUUGGGAGGCAUUAUCGGAAAUAAUUUUAAAAAUAAAAGCUCAAGAAUGUCCGUUUCUUUUAACCUCCAAAUCGAAAGAUAAAGCCGAACAGAAUAUAAAUAAGAUCAAAGAAAUCCUAAAAUCAACUGUAACUGAUGUUCUAUAUCUUAUAUACAACGGCGAGAAUAAAUUUAAAUCCAAUAGACCAUACCAUGAUUUCGAGACUGGUGGUUUAUCUUAUCUUAAUAAGUAUUUAACUGUUUAUGCAAGAUUGUAAUGAUAAUUACAUUAUAGAACAUUUUUGUUCCCUUCAAUGAGUUUUGAAAUUUCCAUAUAUGUCUAAUAUUAUUUAGAUAACAUCAAUAUAAAUAAAAUUAUAGAUAAUCAGUAGAUUAUUAGACGAUUAUUAUACAUAUUGUUUUAAUAAAUUACUAAUUUGUAUAAAGAGAUAUUUGUAAAAGAAAAUAUUUAUAAAGAAUGCUUUUAUAAUCCCUUAUACAAAUAUCAUACUAAGAAUCAUUGAUAAUUACUUAUUAUCCAGUAUUUUUAAUACUGAAAAUAAGUAAUUAUCAAUGAUUCUUAGUAUGAUAUUUCUAUAAGGGUAUGUAAUGGAACUUGCAUUUUUGUACGACAAUUGAGAAUAAAAAUCUUAAGAGAAUGCUAGAUAUACAAGAUUUGUAAUAUAGUAUGACUAAUACUACUUUUAAAAUUACCACUUUAAAAGUAUAUGUAUAUAAUCACAGUACAUUGCAGGAAGACACAUUAAUAAUAAAUGACUAUAACUGAUGUUCUAUAUCUUAUAUACAACGGCGAGGAUAAACUUAAAUCUAAUAGACCAUACCAUGAUUUCGAGACCGCUGGUUUAUCUUAUCUUAAUAAGUAUUUAACUGUUUAUGCAAGAUUGUAAUGAUAAUUACAUUAUAGAACAUUUUUGUUCCCCUCAAUGAGUUUUGAAAUUUCCAUAUAUGUCUAAUAUUAUUUUGAUAACAUCAAUAUAAAUUAUAGAUAAUCAGUAGAUUAUUAGACGAUUAUUAUACAUAUUGUUUUAAUAAAUUACUAAUUUGUAUAAAGAGAUAUUCGUAAAAGAAAAUGUUCAUAAAGAAUGCUUUUAUAUAUGUAAUGGAACUUGCAUUUUUGUACGACAAUUGAGAAUAAAAAUCUCAAGAAUAUGUUAGA
This is a messenger RNA of Odontomachus brunneus, 2563 nucleotides long. RefSeq lists its product as uncharacterized. The record is from RefSeq and is a predicted model, not a curated record. The coding region runs from base 194 to 691 and encodes 165 amino acids. Gene Ontology annotation, cellular component: extrinsic component of mitochondrial inner membrane. The transcript has 3 exons. NCBI's taxonomy places the organism in Eukaryota, Metazoa, Arthropoda, Insecta, Hymenoptera, Formicidae.